AUGGAGAAAAAGAACACAAUGACCCAUCGAUUGCUCUCUCGUCUGCACUCGUCCAACUUUCCCGACGAGUGCCUGGGGUACAUAUUCAACUUCCUGGGCUUCCUCGACCGUGAAAGCUGCUCUCUUGUCUGUCGCCGUUGGCUCCGCGUCGAGGGUCAGAGCCGACAUCGCAUCUCCCUCGAGGCCAAAUCCGAUCUCCUCCCCGACAUCCCCUCUCUCUUCACUCGAUUCGAUGCCUUCACCACACUUGCCCUAAAAUCCGGCACCCCAUGCCGAUCCGUCCUCAUCGGCGACGAUGCUCUUGUUCUCAUCUCUAUCCACUGCCGUAACCUCACUCGCCUCAACCUCCAUGCUUGCACGGAGUUGACUGAUGCAGGCAUGGCCUCUUUCGCCGUCAACUGCAAGGGUUUAAAAGAGCUCUAUUGCGAUUUCUGCAACUUUGGUGCUAAAGGCAUGAACGCUGUCUUCGAUCACUGUUCCUCCCUCGAAGAGCUCUCCGUCGAGUGUCUUGGCGGCCUUACUGACAGUUGUGCUACCAUGCCUAUCGGACCAGGUGUCGCUGCUUACUCUCUUAAGACCAUCUGCAUAAAGGAGCAGCUUUAUAACGGCCAGUGCUUCGGACCGCUGAUUGUCGGCUCCAAAAAUCUCAGGACCUUGAAGAUCUCCCGCUGCUCUGGGGAUUGGGAUAAGCUCUUCGAAGCCAUAGUAGAACGAGUCACCGGUCUGGUUGAGAUCCAUCUGGAGACAAUCCCAAUAAGCGAUGCCGCCCUUGUCUCUAUCUCUAAUUGCUUGGAUUUGGAGAUCUUGCACCUUGUCGAGACUACCAAUUGCACGAAUGCGGGGCUUGUGUCCAUCGCUGAUCACUGCAAGCUCCUAAGGGAACUCCACCUUCAUAGCUGGAAGGCCGGUUAUGGUAUAGGUGAUGAGGGCCUUACUGCCAUUGCCAAACGGUGCCAUGACCUUGAGGAAUUGAUUAUCUUUGGUGCCAAUCCUACUUCUUUGAGCUUGGGUCUGCUCGCUGCCAAUUGCCAGAAUUUGGAGCGCUUAGCACUAUGUUGGUGUGACACGUUAGGUGACACCGAGAUUUCGUGCAUUGCUGCUAAAUGCAUCGCAUUGAAGAAUCUCUGUAUCAUGGGCUGCCGUAUCACCGAUGAUGGGCUGGAAGCGCUUUCUGGUGGCUGCCCUAAUCCGGUCAAGGUGACGAUGCGGUAUUGCAAGAGUCUAACUCGUGAUGGCACCGAUCGGUUGAAGGCAGCUCGGGGUUCAUUGGCUGUCAAUUUGUUCAAUCGCGAGAGCGAUCCGUAUAAGAUCAGUGAAACGGAGAUGAAGAUGUUGAGAUGGAUCAGUAACAAAACUAAGAAAGAUAAAGUAAAGAGUGAUCACAUAUUAGAGGCUAGAGCUGAUUUGGGAGUAGGUCCGAUACAUGAUAAGUUACGCGAACCUCGUUUGAGGUGGCAUGACUAUGUUGAUCAUCAAGAGGUGCUUACAUCUUGCUAA
Telopea speciosissima is the source of this 1497-nucleotide messenger RNA. Its product is annotated as F-box protein At1g47056-like. The transcript has 2 exons. Gene Ontology annotation, cellular component: SCF ubiquitin ligase complex. NCBI's taxonomy places the organism in Eukaryota, Viridiplantae, Streptophyta, Magnoliopsida, Proteales, Proteaceae. Gene Ontology annotation, biological process: SCF-dependent proteasomal ubiquitin-dependent protein catabolic process. The coding region runs from base 1 to 1497 and encodes 498 amino acids. The record is from RefSeq and is a predicted model, not a curated record. Gene Ontology annotation, molecular function: protein binding.